GUUCCUUCCGGAGAUCCAGAACCUCACAUGUGCCAAAUAUUCCAGGUCGGUCUGUGUCUGAUGCUUUUCUGAUGGAUUUAGGUUUUUGUUUUUCUGUCUUGAGUCUGUCUCCAUAUCUGGUUUAGGUUAGGAUCUCAGACGCGCUCUGAUUGGCUCAAAGUGUGGACUGAAGGGUAUCUUUUUCACCACACCCUAUAAUAAAUCUUAUUCUAGGCAUUUUUCUGCGGAUCAGCCCCGGGCACGUUAACGGGACAAAGCAGGAUUACUUUUUAUAUAGAAUUUUAUACACUUUUCUAAAGGAUUCUGGUCUCAUCACUAAUUUAAUCAUAUUUGAAAGGACAUUUGGAUUUGUUUUAAGUGAAGGGUGCGGAUGUUUUGGAGUAAUACAGUUCAACUUUGUAUCUUUUACGAGCUGAGCGGAGAAGGAUAACAUAUAACAGCCACUUUGUUGAGUCCUUUUCCAGACGAGUUUUUAAGUCUCUGGAACAAUAAACAAGACUUUUAAAUUCAUAUAACUAAAAAUAUUUAAACACUAAUCGGUGGGAAAUAAUCCUGCAUUUUUUUUUGUGAUUUUUGUCGGCGCGUAAAGACGCACGGCGGCACCAUGGCACACAUGUGCAGGCAGAUCACCGGCAGCAUGGCGAGCUGUGCGGGCUGGGUCGGGAUCAUCGUCGCCACGGCCACCAACGACUGGGUCCGGACCUGCGACUACGCGGUGGCCACCUGCGUCCGCAUGGACGAGCUGGGCUCCCAGGGACUCUGGGCGGAGUGCGUGAUCUCCCCCGCGCUCUAUCACUGCGUGGCGCUCAGCCAGAUCCUCAGCCUGCCUGCCUACGUCCAGACGGCUCGUGCCCUGAUGAUCUGCGCAUGUCUGCUCGGCCUCCCCGCUUUGCUGCUCGUGCUCAUGUCGAUGCCCUGCGUCAGGCUGCAGAAUGACAACUCCGCCAUCAAGCAGCGCCGCGCGCGCGUGGGGGGUGUCCUCUUCAUCCUCAUGGCUUUGUGUGGCAUCAUCUCCACGGUGUGGUUCCCUGUGGGCUCUCACCAGGAGGAGGGUCUGAUGUCGUUCGGCUUCUCUCUGUACGCCGGCUGGGUCGGCUCCGGUCUCUGUCUCCUGGGCGGCUUCACCAUCUUGUGUUGCCACGGCACCGACCCCGGGAUCCCGGGCAGGGACAACAGCUUCUACUACUCCAGGCAGGGCGGCACGGCCACGCCGCUGGACCCGCCCGCCAACCACGCCAAGAGUGCACGAGUGUGAAGGCGCUUGUUUUAGAGACUGUAUCACAAAGAAGUCUUUUCUACAUUUAGCUGAUACAACAUGUUAGCAUGUGGGGGUUGAGUGCCUCGAACUUAUAGAACACUUUAUUUAGAUUUUACCGGCCUCGUUUCCUAAACAUUACGUUCCCAUAAAAUGGAACUGCAUUGUCCAUUACGUUUCAAGGAAAAGGUUUAUUCUCCCGGAUUAUAUUUGUUUUUGACAUUUAUAAUCAAAGUCAGCCAAGUUGACUCUUUAAUUUGCGUAUACUUAAAGCUGCAGUCUCUGUAACCUCCAGCAGGGGGCGACUCCUCUGGUUCUAUAGAAGUCUAUGAGAAAAUGUUUCUACUUCUCUCUUGAUUUAUUUCCUCAGUAACAUUUUC
Messenger RNA from Cottoperca gobio, 1635 nucleotides. RefSeq names its product claudin-11-like. NCBI's taxonomy places the organism in Eukaryota, Metazoa, Chordata, Actinopteri, Perciformes, Bovichtidae. Gene Ontology annotation, molecular function: structural molecule activity. Gene Ontology annotation, cellular component: membrane; bicellular tight junction. The record is from RefSeq and is a predicted model, not a curated record. The transcript is spliced from 3 exons. Bases 605 to 1255 code for a protein of 216 amino acids.